UUGACACUACUCUGUUCUGUUCUCCAGAGUCCGAAACCCGAUCUCACUUUUUCUGCAUCUUUCAAGAAAGGUUUCUAUUCAUGGCGGACGAAGCAAAAGCCAAAGGCAAUGCUGCCUUCUCCGCCGGAAACUAUACCGAAGCAAUCAGUCACUUCACGGAAGCGAUUACCCUUGCUCCUGAUAAUCAUGUCCUUUAUUCGAAUCGAUCGGCAUCAUACGCUUCCCUAGGUCAAUUCGCCGAGGCAUUAACCGAUGCUAAGAAGACCGUCGAGCUGAAGCCGUAUUGGUCUAAAGGCUAUUCUCGCCUUGGCGCCUCUUAUAUGGGUCUCCACCGCAACGAUGAGGCUGUUAUGUCGUAUAAAAAAGGUCUAGACAUCGAUCCCACCAACGAAGCUCUUAAAUCUGGCCUAUCCGAUGCUGAAUCAGCCACCGUUAGGUCUCGUGGUCCACCUCCGUCAUCUUCUCCUUUUGGGGAUUCUUUCGCUGGGCCAGAGAUGUGGGCGAAGCUUACUGCUGAUCCCAACACUAGGGUCUUUAUGCAACAACCUGAUUUCGUUAAGAUGAUGCAGGAUAUUCAGAAAAACCCUAGUAAUUUGAAUCUGCAUUUGAUGGAUCAGAGGGUUAUGAAAGCUCUGGGUGUACUAUUAAAUGUGAAGAUCUCAACCCAAAAUGGUGCAGAAGAUAUGGACUUGCCAGAUUCCGAGUCGCUUGAAGUAAAUAGGCCAGAGCUACCGAAGAAGAAUAAAGAACCAGAACCAGAGCCAGAGCCAGAGCCGGAGUCAGAAGAAUUGUUGGAGGCGAGAGAAGCCAAGGAGAGGAAAGCACAGGCGCAGAAAGAGAAGGAGUCUGGCAAUGCUUUCUACAAGAAGAAGGAUUUUGAUACGGCAAUUCAGCAUUAUACCAAGGCGCUCGAAUUGGACGAUGAAGAUAUUUCUUAUCUUACAAACAGAGCAGCUGUAUACUUGGAGAUGGGCAAGUAUGAAGAAUGCAUAAAGGACUGCGAUAGAGCGGUAGAGAGAGGUAGAGAGCUCAGAUCAGACUACAAGAUGGUUGCAAGGGCUUUAACCCGAAAAGGAUCUGCCAUGAUGAAAACUGCAAAGUGUUCAAAGGAUUACGAACCAGUGAUAGAGACUUUCCAGAAAGCCCUGACCGAACACCGAAAUCCCGAGACUUUAAAGAAGCUGAAUGAUGCAGAGAAAGCAAAGAAAGAGCUUGAACAAGAAGAGUAUCUUGACCCAAACCUUGCCGAUGAAGAGCGUGAGAAAGGUAACGAAUAUUUCAAAGAGCAGAAAUACCCAGAUGCUGUGAAGCAUUAUACAGAGGCUAUAAAAAGGAAUCCCAAGGACCAUCGGGCAUUUAGCAACAGGGCAGCAAGCUACACAAAACUUGGGGCAAUGCCUGAAGGGUUGAAGGACGCAGAGAAAUGUAUUGAACUUGAUCCGACCUUUGCUAAGGGAUACAGCAGAAAAGGUGCUGUCCAGUUCUUCAUGAAAGAGUACGAGAAAGCUUUGGAGACUUAUCAAGAAGGAUUAAAAUAUGAGCCAAAUAACCAGGAGUUAUUAGAUGGCAUAAGGAGAUGUGUUGGUCAGGUUAACAAGGCAAACCGUGGAGACUUCACUCCCGAGGAAAUGAAGGAGCGACAGGCCAAGGGUAUGCAAGAUCCAGAGAUUCAGAAUAUUCUCCAAGACCCUGUAAUGAGACAGGUAUUGGUGGACUUCCAGGAAAACCCUAAGGCUGCUCAGGAGCAUAUGAAGAACCCUUCUGUGAUGAACAAGGUCCAGAAGUUGAUCAGUGCAGGCAUUGUCCAAGUGAAAUAGACUUCCUUUCUUAUUUUUUUUUGCUUCAUAAGGUUUUGUUUGUUCUAUUUUGCCUCCUUUUUGUUGAAUUAAUCUGAAAUUCCAGCAUUCAUUAAUUAGUAUUAUUUUGUUGUUGGAUAAAUAGAUGAAGGGAUUAUUGAUGAUGUUUGGUUAUAGUGUGGAUCCUAGUUUGAUUUAUUGGAUCAUCACAUUUAUAUUA
Molecule: messenger RNA, 2016 nt
Organism: Impatiens glandulifera
Lineage: Eukaryota; Viridiplantae; Streptophyta; Magnoliopsida; Ericales; Balsaminaceae
Product: hsp70-Hsp90 organizing protein 3-like
Exons: 6
Coding region: 81-1817 (578 amino acids)
Molecular function (GO): Hsp90 protein binding
Source: RefSeq, a predicted model, not a curated record